AUAUGUAGUAAUAUAUGGCUCGAUUGUGCUUCAAUAGCUGAAUAUUUUGAAUGUCUUGUGUAAACAAGAGAUUCUGUAAUCAUGAUUAAGAUAAAAGAAUCUUCGAAACAUAAAAAAUUUUCAUCAGACAGGAUCUCCAUUAUUUUAAAACUAAUCGGUGAAGGUGAGAGCUCCAUUCCAUUAUUUAUAAAAUAUUAAUACUCUUCUUCCGAAUUAUUUUUCAUCGUCCUUGACAACAUUUAAAGAUCUUGUUAUUUUUUUAUUUUAUUUUUUAUUUUUUUUUUUACUGAAUAAUUAAUUAAUGAUGAAGCGAUUGAUCCCUAGAUAUUAUUAUUAUUGUUGUUUUUUCCAAAUCUCGUUAAUUUGUUUUUUUCUCUAAGAGAAAAUUAAAUAACACAGGAAAUUCAGAUAAAUUUUUCAGAUCUACGGAUGAUUGACCUGGGAGGGAUUAAAAUAGAAUGGGUUUAAAUCACGUGCAAUGUUCCGGUGGUUUAUAAACCUUUCACCAUUCUCUUACAAUCUUCAAUCUAUCCUCUGUGAUCUUGUUAUUUUAGCAAUAACUAAUUAAACAUAAAUAUUAUUUAAUAUAAAUUCAUAAUAUUCGUGACUUAAUUUAUCUCAAUGCUAGAGUUUACAGAUAAUGAUUAUCUAUAAUUAAGAAUAUUAUAAUUGUACGAAUAGUAUAGGAUGAUUACAGUUAAACGAUCAAAUAUCAAACGCGGAACUACAAGUUAUUAUGUUACUUUUUCCUUAAAUAAAUCUUAUAGCAGUGAUAGUGUCCAGUGAGUGUAGGAAGAAAGAUGAAAGUGUUUUCAUUGUGAAGGUAUGAAACAGAGUUGCUGGUAUAUAAACCGGCAACCGUUCUUUCAUCAUCCUAGUAUGAUUCAUAAUCAGAGCAGUGACAUUGAUCUUGUUUUACCACAAGUCCAAUAAGAUGUUUCAUUUUAUCCUGAUGAUGACUCUACUUUCAACAUCUUACGCAUACCAGGCUUCUAAAGAGGAUUAUUAUCAGUUCCCACGUCCACGUUUGAUUUCUCAGUCAUUUAAUAUCGCCGACUUACCUCCGAAAGUUAUUAAAAUUACCAAGACGAUCGCCGUUCGCGUCCCAGUACCAUACCCAGUAAAGGUCCCGUAUCAUGUUCCGGUGCCAGUGCCAGUAAAUCAUCCGAUACCGGUCCCCGUUCCCCAGAUAGUUAAAGUGCCUGAGCACAUACCCUAUGAGGUAUCCAAGCAUGUACCAGUGGAACUUAAACAGCAGGUGCCGUUUUUUAUAUCCAAGCCCGUGCCGAUUCCUCACCCGAUUCCCGUACCGCAUCCCGUCAGGAUAGAUCGGCCUAUUCCGUAUCCAGUUCCCUACAAUGGACCCCAUCAUCAACAACAAAACAAUCAGCACUAUCAAGUUCACGAAAAUCAUCAACCAGAAGAAAGUCAAACUAAUUUCUCCGAUUCAAACGAAUUAAAUCAUUAGUUUAUUAUGUAAUUUUAUUUAUUGGUUAUUGUGUAUGAAGGUGUAAACUGUUUUGUAGAUUGAUUAUUUAAAUAAUAAAAGUAUUAAUAAUAUUUAAUAUAUAAAAAUUUUU
Molecule: messenger RNA, 1580 nt
Organism: Microplitis mediator
Lineage: Eukaryota; Metazoa; Arthropoda; Insecta; Hymenoptera; Braconidae
Product: tetra-peptide repeat homeobox protein 1-like
Exons: 3
Coding region: 935-1468 (177 amino acids)
Source: RefSeq, a predicted model, not a curated record